AUGGAUCACUCAAUCGGCGGUCGCCCCUUCAACACCCGAGGUGAGAAAGAUCUUGCAUACAGGCUGUUCAUAGAGCUUCUUUCAUAUCAAUUGGCCUCCCCAGUGCGCUGGAUCGAGACGCAGGAUGAGCUUCUUAAAGCCAAGAAAGCCAUCCGGCGGUUCAUCGAAAUUGGCCCUCGCACCACUCUGGCGAACAUGGCAAGAAAAUCCGCGGCCAUUCACCACACUUUUCAUGCUCCGUCUCAAUGGGCGCAUUUGCAGUUUCUUUCGUACAUGGACGAUAAGGCCGCGAUAAUGUACGAGUAUCAGAAGAGAGAACCGUCAGAGGAACCCAUGGAACAUGUCGCAUUGUCAUCCGGUGUAGAUGUUCAAAAGCCAGUGACGCACAUUUCCGAAGCGAGUCCCGUAGCAUUACCUGCUGCUACGCCUUUUACGAGUUAUACCCCAGGCAAAGCUGUCACACUAUCAGCAAGACAUAUCACUCUAGCGAUGACCGCACAGAAGCUGCGACGACCGUUUGACCGAGUCCCAAUGGCCAAGACUAUUCGAGAUUUAUCUGGAGGUAUGUCAGGAAAAUCGACAUUGCAGAAUGAAUUGACGGGGGAUUUGGUAGCUGAAUUCGGGCGAGUCCCAGAAGGGGUAGAAGAUAUGGCUUUGGCAGCUCUAGGGGAAGCACUGCAGGGUGGCUUUUCAGGCAAGCCCGGUAAGCAGAUGUCAAUACUAAUCUCCAAGUUCAUGUCGAGCAAGUUGCCUGCAGGUUUCAACCAGGGCGCCAUGCAGGACUUCCUGAAGUUGAAAUGGGGGCUAGACAAGGCGCAGUCGAUUAUCCUCAUUUGCUUCGCUACCACUGUGGAGCCAGCAGCUCGUCUCACGAGUGCGGAUGAGGUUCGUUCGUACUUGGAUAGUCUCGUUGAGCAAUACUCCGCUUUUGAAGGCGUUGCAUUUGUUCCCACCAACGGACAGUGCAGCUCCGUAAACAACUCGUCAACGAGUGGCAUGAUAAGCUCUGUUCACUACGCAUCCCUCAAAAACGAGCAUAGGAACCUUUAUCGCAAACAGUACGAGGCCUUGGCAUCGUACCUAAAGCCAGACGAGCAGGCAUCUGAAGGAGAGCCAGUACAGCUCGAGAGUCGCGUACAGGCCAUGGAAAAUCAGCUGCAGCAGUGGAACGCGGAGAUGGACGAACAAUUUUUAGAAUGCGUCAAACCGAUGUUUGACCUCAAUAAAGCACGGCAGUACAGUUCAUGGUGGAACUGGGUUAGGUUGGACCUUUUCCGAUGGCUGAACGAGACUUACAGCAGGCAUUUUGAUGUGAGAUUAUUGAGCAUCGAUGAUCGGCUUCGUCGGAUAUUCAAUCGCUGGGAGCCGAGCUGCACAGAGAUCGUUACAGCCCAAUUGGAUACACUCUGGCCGAAGCGGAGAGUUCCUUCGGAAAUACCACAGAUGAGUGAAAGACAUUCAGUCCUACAUGAGAUAUUGCGUCUCGGCGCAAAGUCGCAGAUGGCAAAUCCCGUUUUUGCCCACACGAAGCCACCCAUGGGCCCUAGGACAAUGAUCUCAGCAUCCGGAAAACGGAAAUACGAAGAAAUACCUCGCAACGUUCGUACGUACCCCGAUGUUGUUCGCCAAGGGCGCGCAUCAACCACAGCCAGCCUGACGCCGAUCCCGUUCGUUCACUUGAGAAGGCGGCGAGGUGGUGAAGACUGGGUUUAUGAUUCCACGGCAACUGAGAUCUUCCAUACGGCGCUAGACGCGGGAGUCACGACCGGGUUCACAUAUGCAGGCAAAUCAGUUCUGGUAACAGGGGCGGGACCUGAUUCGAUCGGCGCAAAUGUGGUUCAAGGACUUUUAGCUGGAGGCGCCAAAGUGAUCGUGACCACAAGCCGCGCCGUUUCCAGCAGUGCGACAUUCUAUCAGAAUGUUUUCAGAAGACAUGGCUCUCGAGGGUCGUCUUUGACCCUACUUCCUUUCAAUCAAGCAAGCAAGAAAGACUGCGAGGCACUGAUCCAAUACAUCUACAGUUCAGAAUCCCCUGUAGGCGGCGAUCUUGAUUAUAUUGUGCCAUUCGCAGCGAUUCCGCAAGCAGGGGAGCUAGAUUCCUUAGGUAGUCGGCAGGAAGUUGCACUCAGAGCAAUGCUGGUCAACAUAUUGCGACUGAUUGGAUUUGUACGGCGCGAAAAGGAAAAGCGGCGCGUCGACACCAGGCCAACUAUGGUGAUACUACCCAUGUCCUGCAACGAGGGCACGUUUGGUGGGGAUGGUCUGUACGCCGAAUCCAAGAUCGGACUGAAGACCUUGUUCAACCGCUUUCACUCCGAAACAUGGUCGGCGUACAUCAAUAUCUGCGGAGCAGUCAUCGGAUGGACUCGAGGCACUGGCUUGAUGCGCUCGUCAAAUGCACUAUCGGCUGAAGUAGAGAAGAUCGGAGUGAUCACUUUCACGCAAGCUGAAAUGGCGUUGAACAUCCUGGCAUUGCUAACGCCUAGUGUGACCAUCCUUGCGGAAGAGGCGCCUGUGUAUGCUGACCUGACUGGCGGACUGGGUUCCAUGUGGAAUAUCAAAGAGCAGAUAGCCUCCUGUCGGAGAAAGUUGGAUAGUGAGCAUCAGCUUCUGGUCGCUUUAAUGCAAGAAGAUGUUCAUCACCAGGCUGCCAUUCAUGGCAAGCAGACGCGGCAUCAACAAAGAGAACCGCUCAUCAAGAGGAAGCGUGCUAAUCUUGGAGUCGGAUUUCCUUCUCUGACAAGUCAUCACGACAUGACCUCCGAGUUGCCUAACCUCCUGGGUAUGGUAGACCUCUCACGCACUGUGGUGGUGGUCGGAUUCUCGGAAUUGGGGCCAUGGGGGAACUCUCACACAAGGUGGGAGAUGGAAUCGCAAGGCCAUUUCUCACUGGAGGGAUACAUCGAGAUGGCUUGGAUAAUGGGACUUAUAACACAUGUUGAUGGUGAUCUGGAAGGCCAGCCGUAUGUUGGCUGGAUCGACGCAAAGUCGCGUCAGCCCAUUCAGGACGAAGACAUUCCGUCAAAAUACAGCGAGAGUAUCUUGAAUGGCACCGGUCUGAGAUUGAUCGAACCCACCGACUUCGACGAUUAUGACCCAUCGAAGAAGGAGUUCAUGCAAGAAGUAGCCAUCGAAGAUGACCUUCCGCCCUUUGAAAGCUCGAAGUCGGCAGCCGAGGCCUUCAAAUUGCGGCAUGGUGACAAAGUGGCUAUACAAGCCAUUCCAGGAACUGAAGAUUAUCGGGUUUUUGUCAAGAAAGGGGCAACUUUGAUGAUUCCAAAAGUCAUUCCUUUUGGUCAGACCGUCGGGGGACGUGUCCCAAGGGGGUGGGAUCCUUUGCGGUACGGCAUUCCUGACGACAUCGUGCAUCAAGUUGAUCGAACGACUCUUUAUGCGCUAUGCUGCGUUGCGGAGGCGUUCCUGUCCGCCGGAAUCAAGGAUCCAUACGAAGUUUACCAGCACAUCCAUCCAUCAGAAUUGACUAAUUGCCUCGGUACCGGGGGUGGCCCUGGUAAAAUCAUUCAGUCUAUGUAUCGUGACCGUUAUCUUGAUCGUGCAGUACGAGGCGACAUCAUUCUUGAUCAUUUUCACAACACCAUGGGUGCGUGGAUCAACAUGUUAUUGUUGUCUGCAACUGGACCUCUUAAGACUCCAGUCGGUGCUUGUGCCACUGCCCUUGAGUCUCUGGAUAUAGGUUGCGAGACGAUCAUGGCAGGAAAAUGCAAGAUGGCUCUGGUUGGAGGAUGUGAUGAUUAUUGCGAAGAGGUGGCAUACGAGUUCGCGAGCAUCAAAGCCACAGCCAAUAGCGCUGAAGAGCAUGCCAAAGGUCGACUGCCAAGCGAGAUUUCGCGACCGACGGCAAGUUCACGCAGCGGCUUUGCUGAGUCUGCUGGCUGCGGCAUCCAGUUACUCGUCAGCGCCGACGUUGCGCUGAACAUGGGCUUGCCGAUCUAUGGUGUGGUAGCCUACAACCAGCUUGCAAGUGAUCAGAUCGGCCGGUCAAUACCGGCACCGGGCAAGGGCAUUCUGACUGCGGCGCGCGAAAGGGUAGGAGCGCAAAGCUCACCAUUACUCGACUUCGAUUUUCGACGCUCAAACUUCGAUGAAGAAGUGGCUUGCAUCCAGAAGCAUCAUCUAGGCCAAAGCUCGACAAAGGACGAUCCGCCGAGCAAAGAUGCGGAGCUAUGGCCUGGGCAAGCUGACAUCGAGGGAAGCAUGAAUUUGAGAAUUCGAGACGCGCAGCAGCGAUGGGCGAAUAAUAUUCGCCUGCAAGACCCCACGAUCUCUCCCAUGCGGGCAGCUUUGGCUACAUGGGGCCUGAAUAUCGACGAUAUAGAAGUCGUGUCAAUGCAUGGAACAUCAACCAAAGCCAAUGAGAUCAACGAGGGGGACGUGAUUAACACUCAGAUGCAACACAUGGGUAGGCGUAAGGGCAACCCACUGCUCUGCGUCUGUCAAAAAUCACUUACCGGUCAUCCCAAGGCAGCUGCAGGUGCCUGGCAACUCAAUGGCUGUAUGCAAAUGUUUCGAGACGGGAUUGUUCCCGGCAAUCGCAAUGCCGAUGACAUCGAUGAGCAAUUGCGAAAAUAUGCGCAUCUGGUAUACCCAAUGGAGUCAAUUCCAGUUUCUGGGGUGAAAGCAACUAUGCUCACAUCGUUUGGCUUUGGCCAAAAAGGCGCGAUCAACGUCAUGGUUGCGCCAAGGUAUCUGUUUGCGUCUGUUUCGUCCGAUAUCUUUGAGAGAUAUCGCACUCAGGUAACCAAACGACAGCGAGUAGCAAACAGAGAAUAUGUUUCACGGUUGAUGAGGAAUAUGCUAGUUCAAGUCAAGACCAGUACACCGUGGAAGGACAGCGAUGUCAUGCGUGAUGUUUUUCUCAACCAAAACAGUCGCCUCGCCAGAGACCAGUCUGGAUUCAUUGAUGGCACCACGACAAGAGAUCACAAUGUCUCCGAAAGGAGUAAUAUCCAUUUGGAGUCAGCGACCGAGAGGGCAAACACGGUAUCAGCCACUGUCCAAUCCAUGGUUGAAGCCGUAACUCGACGUUCCAAGCCAACUUCAUCAGUCACCAUCGGAGUCGAUGUCGAGGAGAUUGCAAGCAUCAACAUCGAGAACGAGAACUUCAUUGAGCGCAAUUUCACGUGGAGAGAGCGCGAGUACUGUCAAAAGGCGCCGAGUCCCCGUGCUUCUUAUGCGGGACGUUGGAGCGCUAAAGAAGCAGUCUUCAAGAGUCUGCAAACACCGUCCCGAGGAGCAGGAGCUGCAAUGAAUGAGAUUGAGAUUCUCAGUACGGAAGGUAUGCUGAGCGUGAUGCUUCAUGGCAACGCUCAUGCUGUUGCUGCAUCCAAGGGUAUCAAAGACAUUGAAGUAACAAUUAGUCAUACCUCAGAUACCGUCGUUGCUGUGGCGCUGGCCACAGGGUAG
Messenger RNA from Aspergillus homomorphus CBS 101889, 5424 nucleotides. RefSeq lists its product as uncharacterized. The record is from RefSeq and is a predicted model, not a curated record. Gene Ontology annotation, cellular component: fatty acid synthase complex. Gene Ontology annotation, molecular function: fatty acid synthase activity; holo-[acyl-carrier-protein] synthase activity; 3-oxoacyl-[acyl-carrier-protein] reductase (NADPH) activity. The coding region runs from base 1 to 5424 and encodes 1807 amino acids. The transcript is spliced from 5 exons. Lineage: Eukaryota; Fungi; Ascomycota; Eurotiomycetes; Eurotiales; Aspergillaceae. Gene Ontology annotation, biological process: long-chain fatty acid biosynthetic process.